AUGGAUAACUACAAGAAGAAAACACCCGGCCGGGUGCAGCAUCUGGAAUAUACUCAAAUCCGGCCCCAAUUUACCGGUAGCAGUAAGUCAGACCUCCCAGCGAUUAUCUUUGGCCGCAUGAAGUCCGAUCAGAAUGAGGUGCCGGUGCAGACGGCCGCCGGCUCGACCCUCCCGUUGGUCGAUAUGAUCAAGGAUGACGAGGAAGCCGGCUCGUACAACCCCUUCGAGCAUCGGAAGCUAACCCAUCCGACGACCGAUAUGGAAACGCUGGUGCACCUGCUGAAGGGUUCGCUCGGCUCGGGUAUCCUCGCUAUGCCGCUAGCGUUCGUGAACGCCGGUCUGUGGUUCGGGCUGGUGGCCACGAUUGCGAUCGGUGCCAUCUGCACAUACUGUAUCCAUAUCCUAGUACGCUGCUCGCAGAUCUUGUGUCGACGGGCUCAACUGCCUUCGCUCGGAUUUGCUGAUGUGGCAGAGGUGGCGUUCCUGGCUGGGCCGGAACAGCUGAAGAAGUACUCCCGGCUGGCACGAUUCAUCAUAAACUUGUUCCUGGUAAUCGAUCUGAUCGGAUGCUGUUGCAUCUACAUCGUAUUUGUUGCCACCAACCUGAAGCAGGUCGUCGACCACUACACUCAAUCGUACUGGGACGUGCGCAUCUACAUCCUGCUGCUGCUGGGCCCGCUGAUUCUGAUCAAUCUCAUCCGUAAGCUGAAGUAUCUGACGCCGUUCUCGAUGAUCGCAAACCUUCUGAUCGCUUCUGGCGUUGGCAUCACCCUGUACUACAUCCUGUCCGAUCUGCCCCCAAUCGCGGAACGCAAGGCCAUGGCUGAGGUACAGCAUCUGCCCAUGUUCUUCGGCACGGUCAUCUUCGCACUGGAAGGCAUCGGUGUAGUGAUGUCGCUCGAGAACAACAUGAAGAACCCGCAGAACUUCAUCGGGUGCCCGGGAGUGCUGAACACUGGCAUGUCGGUUGUGGUGAUGCUGUAUGCUUCCGUCGGUUUCCUCGGAUAUCUGAAGUAUGGUGAUGAAACAAAGGGUAGCAUUACGUUGAAUCUUCCAGUAGAAGAUGUUUUGGCUCAGAUGGUGAAGCUGAUGAUCGCACUGGCCAUUUUCCUGACCUACACCCUGCAGUUCUACGUGCCCAUGGAAAUCAUCUGGAAGAACAUCAAGGGUAACUUCAAUGAACACCAGAACGCGGCCGAAUACACGCUACGAAUUGGACUUGUGAUUCUCACGGUCAUCAUCGCUGCUGCUCUGCCGAACCUUGGUCCGUUCAUCACCCUCAUCGGAGCCGUCUGCCUCAGCACGCUCGGACUGAUGUUCCCGGCCGUGAUCGAGCUCGUCACCUUCUACGAAAAGCCCGGCUACGGCCGAUUCAACUGGGUCCUGUGGAAGAACCUGUUCCUCAUCCUGUUCGGUGUGGUCGGCUUCGUCACCGGAACGUACGUCAGUAUUGUGGAAUUCUCCGAGCACCUUCAGGAGGUCUAAAUGCUACCGGAGCUUCCCGAGUCCUGGCGUUGUUGCGCAAGUCCUUUUGGAAUGCUCGGCAUAGCUGAGCGGUACGUCAUCGAUACGAGGUUCCGAGUUGAGCGGGUGUUCUUCCUGUGACCACGGUCAAGGAUACAUGACAUGAUCGAGGAGAUGAUGGGGGGACCUAAACCCUUGCCAGGAUGGCAUCCGGCACCGAGAGGUUUUGUCUCCUUCGAAAAACCAGGGGAUCUCGUAGAACCAAUGACGUCUUCCUAGCGCGCUAGAUGUAGCCGAUGCCGCGUUUCGUUGUUUUAACUUUAUUCUACCUAGUGUUGUCCUGCUUCCCCGUGCACCCCGCGCUCCCCCCAAAACCACGUUCCAUUCUCCACUCCUUGCGGGCACAACCACUUUUCCCAGCGCUUUGCUCAGUUUUGUUAUCGAUAGGAGUGCAAACCACCCGAAUCGGAUUCGGGCACCAUAUCUGCGAUAGAUAGAAGAAAGUUGGAGGAUAAAAAAGGAAUAAUCAAACGUUAUUUGGCUUAAGCAAGGCAAACCGAUCGAAACGAAAACGUUUGUCAACAAUACUGCAAACAAACUUUGAGUAGAAAUAGAACAAAAUUGUCUCUCGCAAAGACGUGCACGCGAGUGCACCCAUUUGUAGCAAUGAUUUAAGGCUAUUAACGAUAACGCAACGUGGACCGUGGGGCUCUUCGGGGGUGGGUGACGAAAGAAACCACCCGAAGAGUUCCGCCGGUUCCACACGAAAGUCAUGUGCCUGGAGUGCCAGCCACGCAGGAUUGUGAUGUUGUGCUGUACAUCUAGUUUUUAAGUACCAUGUUCUGUUGUGCAAGCGGGACGGAGCGGAGGAAAAUAUUUAUAUCGAAUUUAAAUCCUACACACCCUAAGGGCGUAUCGUGCAUAAAGGAAUGUUCCUGAGCGGACUAAGCAGUCGGCGAACGAUUUGCCAUUAGUAUCCUAGUGUCGCGUGCAAGCGAUACUGCUAGCUGCUUUUCUGUAGAUAUACAAACUUCUAUGACUAUGACAGAUAAGAUGUUAAUUUUACGAUUUUACCAUCAAAUGGGGAAAUCAACAUGAUGAAAUCCUAAAUAUGCCACUAGGGGCAGCAGUGUUUCGUAGAAAAUUUAAAAUAAACCACCCAAAAGACAGGGAAAGAAUACCUAUCACGCCUCUCAGUACUCUGGAUCUGCAUUGUAAAACUAUACUUACGGAAAGUUGUCUUCCAAUUGAACAGAUGAACAAAUGUAUUUUAUUCAACCAGUUUUAACGACACAACAUGUAGUGAAAAUAAUAGAUUGCAACGAAACGACCGGCUUAGACCGCUUACUACCCAGGAUUACAAGUAAGAUUGAUUAAUCAUAAGACACGUAGUUUUAGCGAAUUCACCUUGAGUGAUUCGAUUUCAACACAGUAAAUACUACAGUUUUAAAGUUUCAAUAAACUAGCCCAUUAUGGGGCAUCUUAA
Molecule: messenger RNA, 2950 nt
Organism: Anopheles coustani
Lineage: Eukaryota; Metazoa; Arthropoda; Insecta; Diptera; Culicidae
Product: proton-coupled amino acid transporter-like protein CG1139
Exons: 4
Coding region: 1-1485 (494 amino acids)
Biological process (GO): amino acid transmembrane transport
Cellular component (GO): vacuolar membrane
Molecular function (GO): amino acid transmembrane transporter activity
Source: RefSeq, a predicted model, not a curated record